Messenger RNA from Pelobates fuscus (common spadefoot toad), 3734 nucleotides. RefSeq names its product acyl-CoA oxidase like (gene ACOXL). NCBI's taxonomy places the organism in Eukaryota, Metazoa, Chordata, Amphibia, Anura, Pelobatidae. The coding region runs from base 145 to 2121 and encodes 658 amino acids. The transcript is spliced from 19 exons. The record is from RefSeq and is a predicted model, not a curated record. Gene Ontology annotation, cellular component: peroxisome. Gene Ontology annotation, molecular function: FAD binding; fatty acid binding; acyl-CoA oxidase activity. Gene Ontology annotation, biological process: lipid homeostasis; fatty acid beta-oxidation using acyl-CoA oxidase.
GUGGAGCGGUGACGAGCGCAGGUCUCCCUGAGCUGAAAGCAGUGCAGGGCUCGGGGCGCUGGUACCAAUACCGACACACGCUGAGAGGGGGGAAUCCCGGACUGACAGCUUCCAGUCUCCCCACACUUCCUGCCGGCACACACCAUGGAGAACCAGUCUGCGGAGCUGGGCAUCACCAAUACCACCCUGUCCCGAUUCCUGGACGGACACUUCUGGGCUAUGAAGAAUGAGCUGCGGAGGCAGAUUGCUGGGAACCCCCUCUUCCAGCAGAGAUAUGACUUGAGUCUGGAUGAGAUGAGGGACCUGACAGUUGAAAGAGUUAAGUUUGCCAUGAGUUUACCACUAGUUCAAAGUGCGUUUCUGGAAAUGAUUGAUAAAAAGAAAAACUUCAUCAACAAAAGUUUGAUUAUUGGAGAAGUUCUUUGUACAGCUGAUAUGACAACUGGAGUAAAGUGUGGAGUAGUCUGCUGGUUGUUCGGUGGAGCAGUGAUGAAUCUUGGAAGUCCUGACCACAUACAGAAAUGGUUUCUUCCCCUAAAGAGCCAGGCCUUCACAGGGAUGUUUGCAAUGACAGAACAAGGACACGGUAGUAAUGUUCGAGGGAUACUCACAGAGGCUGUUUUUGAUCCAGUUGUACAGGAGUUUAUAAUUAAUACGCCGAAUGAAAAUGCAGACAAGAUGUAUAUUGGUAAUGCAAUGAAAGGAAAUCAUGCAGCAGUAUUUGCACAACUAAUCAUAAAUGGAAAAUCUCAAGGACCACACUGUUUCAUUGUCCCAGUCCGCGACCAAAAUGGGAAAAUGUAUCCUGGAGUGGAAGCUGUUGAUAUGAUGUACAAAGAAGGUUUACAUGGUGUAGACAAUGGAAUUCUAAAAUUCAAACACGUUCGAAUCCCAAGAGAAAAUCUUCUGGACAAGUUUGGCUCCGUGUCUCCAGAUGGAAAAUACCAUUCCCCUAUUGAAAACAAAAGUGCUAGAUUUAAUGCUAUGCUUGCAGCUCUUACUCCGACCAGAUUAGCGCUGACAUUUCAAGCUUUGGGAGCAAUGAAGCUUGGAUUGACCAUAGCCAUUCGAUAUAGUCACAGUCGAAGACAGUUUGGUCCUAAAGAUAAAGAAGAAGUAAAGAUAAUUGAACACCAAACCCAGCACUUUCGAUUGAUGCCACAUUUAGCCACAGCAUUGGCAUUAAUAUUUACAAGCAGAUAUGCAGGUGAAAUUCUUGAUGAAGAUGUCUACCACAACAGGGACCUUGUAAAUAAUCGGCCUUUACAGGCCCUGGUUGCCGGCCUGAAGGCCUACAGCACAUGGGAGAACUUGGCAUGUCUACAAGAUUGUCGGGAAUGUACUGGAGGAAUGGGAUUUAUGAUGGAAAAUCGCAUUCCUGGCCUUAAGUGUGACUCUGACGUCUUUGUGACAUUUGAAGGAGACAAUGUUGUCAUGUUACAGGUUGUGGUGAGAGAACUCUUGGCGCAAUAUUCUAGACAAUAUGAGGAGAGCCCGGUGUUUGGUCUUCUUAGAAAUUGGAGUAGUUCUUUUGGGGACAAACUACGGACGAGUUUUUGGGCAUUCAACACAGACAAAAUUAGUAACUUGACUUUCCUCCUGAAAGCCGUUAAUUAUCGGGAAAGAGUUCUCCAACGUGGAUUAGCAGCCAGACUUUAUCAGAAGGUAAUGUCACAGAAGGAAGAGUUUUUUACUGCGUGGAAUUCAUGCCUCCACCAUGUUGUUACUCUGGCAUUGGCACAUAUACACAGAGUGACAUUGGAGCAGUUCUCAUUAGCGGUGAAAGCGUGUCCUGUGCCAGAAGAUCAGAGCCUGCUAAUGGAGUUUUGCCUGUUAUAUGGGACGAAGAUUGUGUACCAGGAGAGAGCUUGGUACCUUGAGCAUAAAUAUCUCACACCAGCAAGCAGCACACAGAUCAGAAAUCAACUUCUAGAUCUCUGUCGGGUGGUGAAAGAUGACUCCUUGAAGGUUAUCUCAGCAUUUAACAUCCCACACAAUUCCAUCCAGGCACCCAUUGCUGGCAUCCCCAACCCUAGAGCCAAGUGGGCAUACUAUCCCCAACCAAGCCUAGAGGAUAACGGGGGAAGCAGGGCGGCAAACAAGAUGAAUGCCAAGCUGUAAACAUAAAUCUUGGAACCCGGGAAGAAAUUCGAACUGAAAAAUGUAUGCUUUUAUACCUCCUGGCUUACCAAUACAGGCAAUAAUGUGAUAAAUCACUUUUAUAAUGGACAUAUCAUCCUUAUCGUAAUUUGGGAUCUUUAAACUGAUAUACAGUUUACAGCUACUGUUUGUGAACUGUGAAAUUUGUGGCUAAUUUAAAAUUUCUAGGAGUGAGUUGAAAGCUAUUUUUUGAUGAGAAGAAUGCAAUAUACAAAAUCUGAAUACCACUAUUUUGCUUUAUCAUUACUGUGUGUUUUGUAAGUGUAAUGCAUAGUUAAAGUGAUUAGCCAGGAAAUACUUUGAGGUGGCCAAAAAUGUUAGCACUAGAUGGAGUGCAACUAGUUGGAGGCCAAAUUGUUGACAUGGUCUAAUUUUGAAAGACUUUGAAUGAAACUUAAUGUAGAUGACAUUGUAACAUUCCCUAAAUUAAACGUGGACAUUUUGAACUAAUGAAUGUAUAGGAGGAGAUCUCAUUUCAGGAAUACAUUUACAAUCUGGUGUAACAUGGGGUGUACAGUACAGUUACAUACAAUCCUUGCACGCAUUGCCAGACCUCAGUGGGAAAUCACAUUGACAGACAAUGGAAACCAAAACACUUUAUGUGGGCAAAUAUUUUGAACCAGCAGUGUGAAAAGGAAUGCACAGAUUUUGUCCAAAACAGUUAAAAAAAAAAAAAAAAUAAAAAAAGUCUACUGAUCUAGAAGAAUUCCAUUAUGUUGUUAUGCAGCAAUGCAUUGUAAUGUUUUAGUCCUAAUUAACAAACUGGGUUUGAAAAGCUGCUGGCUGUCUACCACUUAGGUGGUGGCAUGGCUGUACUUGUAAAAUCAGUGGAACUUUUUAUGUCAUACAUCAUUGCUGUAUACUACAGUUUCAUAGCCGGUGAGAUGAUUUAGCUGUAAUAAAUGAAGUUUGUGUUUAGCAUUUAAAGUAUAUGUCCCUCCUAAUAUUCACUGGGAAAUUUACUAACGUGUGAAUCCAAAGUGAAUUUCACAUUUUAGGGCAAGAAUUGUCUGUUUCCUAAAACAAUUGACACAUUUGUGAAGAUUCCGAUCAGUUUGAAUGCUGUAAUGUGACCCAUUUACUGACAAGUUACAGUAAAAUGAUGAACUAUAUGUUCCCUGAUUGAUGUUUAAUAAAUUAGAUUUGAACAUGGGAAGCAUUUUGUUUAUCAAUAUAAAAUGCAGAGUUGGAAUAAAUUAGUUCAUUUUAUUAUAUUAUAUAUAUAUUAUUAUAUAUACAAUACCAGAUCCACAGUGCAUCCUCACUACAUUAUAAUUAGCAUCACGUUAUGGUAAUUCUUCUGUUUCAUGGGAAAAUACAUGAAUGACGUUAUUACAAUAAUAAAUAAUCCCCACAUUUAAAUUGUUAGAAAAUGUUGGUGCUAAUAGGAAAUAACAUGUCUAUAAACGAAAGUUAAAUCGUGUUUUGCUACUGUUUAAAAUGAUAAAUAUUUUGCCAAAUACAGGUUAAUUCAAAUAUGCAAAUAAAGUAAGAAUGGAUACAAAAAUACAGUGCUGCUCAUUUUAAUUUUAUUAUAUUGGUUCGUGACAUAUACUCUACGUCAUGUUUUUAAU